AAAUAUCUUAAUCACAUUUUGGAAGAAGAAAAAACACAAAAAAAAAAUAAAACUAUAUACAUCUUAAUUAAUGAUACGAAGUUAAAGAACAAUUCUACCCACCAAAAACAACUCGGAUUACUUUGUAUAAGUACGAGGAUGCAUGGAAUUUGGAAAGCCAGAUUUCAGUAGUACAAAAGCAGAUUACUUUCCUAUUUUGCGAAAAAAAUGGCUUCUUCCUCCAUCAAAGGCAACCCCACGGCGGCGGCCACCGUGUUCCUUCUUGUUGUUCUUCAGUUGCAGGCUGCAGCCUUUGCAGCGGGCGCCGCCCCCGGCAGCGAGGAGCAGCGGGAGUUCGACUACUUUGUGUUGGCCUUGCAAUGGCCAGCCACUUCCUGCACAAAUCCCGGAAAGUGUUGCCCCUCCAACGGUUGCUGUCGCGGAGCUGAGUCUCCCACUGAAUUUACAAUCCAUGGGCUGUGGCCUCAGUAUGAAGAGAAAGGAUGGCCUUCAUGUUGCAGUGAUGCAAGCUUCAGUGAAAAUGAGAUUCUUAGCUUGAAUAAGGAUAUUCAAAAGUAUUGGCCAACUUAUCGAUGUGGGACAACAUCAACCUGCCAUAGGACCAAAGGCUCAUUUUGGGCUCAUGAGUAUGAAAAGCAUGGGACUUGCGCAGCUCCUGUAAUUGUGGGAGAAUUUGAUUACUUUUUGACAACCCUCACCAUCUUCUCCAAGUACAAUGUCACUAAAGUUCUGAAUGAUGCUGGAUUUGUAGCUUCCGAUACUGAAAAGUAUGCCCUUGGAGAUGUGGUAGCUGCAGUUCAGGAUGCUUUCAAUGCAACUCCCAAGAUUUCCUGCGCCAAAAAGGGAGCUGUUAAGGAACUUUGGCUAUGCUUUGACAAAACUUUUCAGCCACGUGAUUGCGAUCUUGCGAAUUCAUGCCCGGAUUUCAUCAAGCUCCCAACAUAUGAGCCACAGGAGGCUAAUAAGGUUGAGGGAGCAAUUCCAUGGAUGGGUGAUGCUGAAGCAAUUAUCUAACUUCCUUUUUGGAUUUGGAAAUCCUUUAAACAGUUUGCAAUUCCCACCAUGAAAAAUUUGGAACUUUCAUUGGGUAAUGGUGAGAAAUAAAAUAAUUACCAAUUCGAUGGAAUUGGGAUGCGUUUUUAAUUUCUUGCAUUAAUUAGGAAGAAUCUCUAUGUUUGAUACAUUGAUUAAUCUCCAAUUUUCAUACACUCCUUGAAAGAAAGCUAAAAGAGGUGCAUUUUAUGGUGAAUUACAACACCACAUAGAUCUGAUAGAGAUGAUAAAAUAAAGU
Momordica charantia (bitter melon) is the source of this 1291-nucleotide messenger RNA. RefSeq names its product ribonuclease 2. Gene Ontology annotation, cellular component: extracellular region. Lineage: Eukaryota; Viridiplantae; Streptophyta; Magnoliopsida; Cucurbitales; Cucurbitaceae. The record is from RefSeq and is a predicted model, not a curated record. Gene Ontology annotation, biological process: RNA catabolic process. Gene Ontology annotation, molecular function: RNA binding; ribonuclease T2 activity.